GUUCAGCCCCCGGCGGGGGAGGGAAAUAAAGUGGCGCCGUUUCAGUCGCUGGGGGGAGUGCACAGCCCCUUCCUCAUACUGCAGCGCACUUCCUGCGAUCUCCCCUGCAGCCUCCGAGGCCACCCCCGGAGAGCGCCAGGAUGGCCGAGGAAAAGGGUGAAAAAGUAAUACUGGAAGAAACUGCACUUGAGGAAAUCGAAAGAGAUUUCCAGGAGGUUCUCAAUGAACUUUCAGGAGAUGAAGGUCUGGAGCGAUUUAGGAUUGAAUAUGAGAAGCUUCAUGCUGUCAUGAAAAAGUCUUACGACAAUGAAAAACGUCUGAUGGCCAAAUGUAGAGAGCUAAACGCAGAGAUUGUGGUUAAUUCUGCAAAGGUUGCCACUGCCCUGAAGCUCUCUCAGGAUGAUCAGACCACCAUCGCAUCCCUGAAGAAGGAAAUUGAAAAGGCCUGGAAGAUGGUGGACUCAGCCUAUGAUAAAGAGCAGAGAGCGAAGGAGACAAUUCUUGCCCUGAAAGAGGAAAUAGUGAACCUAACCAAACUUGUGGAGCAAGGGUCUGGACUGUCAGUGAACCAGGAGAGCAACAUCCGAGACUUACUGAAGUUCAAAGAAGAAGUGACAAAGGAGCGAGACCAGCUCUUGUCAGAAGUGGUGAAAUUACGAGAGUCCUUAGCUCAGACCACUGAGCAGCAGCAGGAGACGGAGCGGUGCCGAGAAGUGGCAGAGCAGGCCAUCAGUCAGUUCCAGCAAGAAAUCCAGCAACGUCAGAACGAAGCUUCGCGGGAGACUCGGAAGAAGGAAAAACUGGAGAAGGAGCUCAAGCAGAUUCAGACAGACAUGGGCACCAGGCAGACAGAGAUUAGGGCCCUCCAGCAGUAUGUGCAGAAGAGCAAGGAGGAGCUGCAGAAGCUGGAGCAGCAGCUGAAGGAGCAGAAGAUACUGAAUGAAAGAGCUGCAAAGGAACUGGAGCAGUUUCAGAUGAGAAAUUCUAAACUCCAGCAAGAGAACGAACAACACAGUUUGGUUUGUGAGCAGCUAUGUCAGGAAAACCAGCAGAAGGCGUUGGAGCUCAAAGCCAAAGAAGAAGAAGUCCAUCAGAUGCGACUUGACAUUGGGAAGCUCAACAAAAUCAGAGAACAAAUCCAUAAGAAAUUGCACCAGAUUGAAGAUCAAAAGUCAGAAGUGGAACAGCACAAGGAAACUCUAAAAAAUCAGAUUUUGAGACUAGAGAGAGGUAAACUGAGAACCACCCUGUGCUUUGUUUUAUUCGUCCUCAUGAACAUGGAAGACGUAAAAGUCCAUGAAAUGCAGAUUUUUGACUACAGGAAAAAAAUUGCUGAAUCAGAAACUAAAUUAAAGCAGCAACAGAACCUGUAUGAAGCUGUGAGGUCAGACAGGAAUCUGUAUAGCAAAAAUCUGGUUGAGGCUCAGGAUGAAAUAAUGGAAAUGAAGAGGAAAUUAAAGACUAUGACCCAUCAGGUAGAUCAGCUGAAAGAAGACAUCUCUGCCAAACAGUUAGCGCUUGUGAAGCUACGUCUGGAGCAGCAGCGGAUAGAAAAGGAGAAGGAAACACUAAAGGCUGAGCUGCAGAAGCUGAGAGAACAAGUCCUGGAGACCAAACAUUUCAUUGAAAAGCAGGAAGCUGAAGAGAGAAAACUUCUGCGAAUCAUUGCCGAGGCAGAUGGGGAGAGGCUGAGACAGAAGAAGGAGUUAGACCAGGUCAUCAGUGAGCGAGACAUCCUCGGGUCUCAGCUCAUUCGGCGCAAUGAUGAGUUGGCUUUGCUCUACGAAAAGAUCAAGAUCCAACAGUCCAUGCUGAAUAAAGGCGAGAGUCAGUACAACCAGAGGAUGGAGGACAUGAGAAUCCUUAAACUUGAGAUUAAAAAGCUUCGUCGGGAAAAGGGGAUUCUUGCCAGGAGUGUGGCUAAUGUUGAUGAACUCAGGCAGGAGCUUUUUCACACGCAAAGAGAAUUCCUGAAGGAGAGGACACGGUGCCGAGCCCUGGAGGAGGAACUGGAGAACCCCAUGAACGUGCACAGAUGGAGGAAGCUCGAGGCCAGUGACCCCAGUACCUUUGAGUUGAUACAGAAAAUCCACACCCUGCAGAAGCGUCUCAUCAGCAAGACAGAAGAGGUGGUUGAAAAAGAGCUGCUCCUUCAGGAAAAGGAGAAGCUGUAUGUGGAACUAAAGCACAUUCUGGCCCGGCAGCCUGGGCCUGAGGCUGCGGAGCAGCUGCACAUCUACCGCCACACUCUGCGCGAGAAGACCAAGCAGCUUAAGGUUUUGUCUUCAGAACUGAAUAUGUAUGAAUCACAGAGCCAAGAAUAUAAACACGAGAUUGGGAAACUUACCAAUGAAUUGCUUAAUUUAAAGAAGAAAUACCUCGCUCAGAAGCGUAAAGAACACAUUCAGAAAAACAAGGACAGAAUAUCCAUGGAUAACACCUUCUCAGUGGCCAAACCAACUGGCCCUCAUUUUACUGGGGGUGGAUUUCCCCUCAGCAAGUUAUCCAAGGUGAAGUGCUAACUUGAAUCUGCUGACUGGGUCCAGUUGGACAGCUCAUGAAAUUCACUCUGAAAAAUCUUGGAGGAAUGUCUUUCAGAUACCUUGGAUUGCAGAUAUUUAGGGAAAUCAGUGCUUGGAUUCCAGGAUGGAAAGAAAUGCAGAACUAUUAGAAUCAUGUACAUGUAAGAGUGAGGAUGCUCUGUGUGGUCCACAUGGAUAGAUAUAAACAGACUAUAAUUAUAUCUGUUCAGUUAGGCAGAUCUUUGUUACUACCACAUUGAUUGAUUUGAAGUGAACCGUAUCUAGACACUCCGUAUGGAUGAAAUUUUGGAUCUUAAUUUCUCUAUUACAGACAUGCAUAGCUUUUAUAUUUUUAAAAUAUUUUUGAAAUGCAAUACAUUCUUAUUAGUAAGAAUCUAUUUAAUUAUUCCUUAUUAACAAGUCAUUGUAUGAUUUGAGAAAGAAGGACAAACUCUCAAGUAUUCAAAAGUACUUUGAGAACGAUUUUUAUGUGGAAAUUCUUUUCAGGCCUGGAGUAUGAAAAUAUAUUCCCGAGAGACAUACUAAUAAAUACUUCAUCAUAAAAAUUUAAAGAGAACCUCUGUAGAAAUUUUGAUCUUUGCUUUGGGUAAAGUAUCUAAUUAAAGUUUAAAACUACGAUGAGAAAUGUUUAACGUAAGGAUUUGACUUGAGGAACCAAGAUUGUAAAACGGGUUUGGGCUGGUAUCCUCUGAAGUUCUGUCCUUUCUAGAACUCACACUUGGAGAAAGGAGUGACACAGGACAGGGAUCUAGUUUUGUUCCAGGCUGCAGGCCAGCAUUUCAAGCUACGGGAUCAUUGUAUUUUCUUUUUGUUGAAGCCACAGUUAUGUGGGCAUCUGUUCAAAGGUCUCUUGGUAAGUGUUCAUUCAGUAAUAUGAUGGGAGGGACUCUGGUCAUCUCUUUCACAAUAACUUGACCUCUGUAAUUUUUUAAAGAUUAUUGAGGAGUGAGUAGCCCAGGGAUGAGCAAGGACAAGGUAAGUGGGCCAUUCCGUCUGUGCUGUGGAACCAAAGUUCCCAGUGUGGGAAGCAGGAGGCUUCAUGACCUCAAGAUGUUCAGAUUAUACAAAGAAGUAGGAUUUUUUGAGGGACCUUUGGCAUGUUCUGCUGUCCUUCUUAGUUUACCACCCCCCAAAGCAAGCCCUGGGCAGUGACAGCCAUGAAAGUGAUUUAUUAGGAAGCGAUCCCAGGAAGCCCACUAAGAAUGGGGCAGGAGAUCAAGCUAGGGUACAAUUUCAAGUCAAAUUCCAUGGUGAGAAACUGGCUGGAUCUUUUAGGGGGGGCCUCUGGGGACAAUGUAAUCACAUCACUCAGUUGUCCCCAUCAGGGAGGAGGGAGCUGUGGGAUUUAUAUCCCCAGUGUGGCCAGUCAUUGGCCAAUGACUGUGGGGCCCUUCUGGUUUUCCCUGCCUUGCAGGCAAAGGAGGGUCUUGCUGCCUAGGGGCAGCUCUCAGGCAAAGAAAAGGUAGCUGCUGACCUUUGGAAGUGAAAAUGGUUAAGGGCUCAGGGGAAAUGGGUUGGGCAGUGUCAUCCUCUGUUGCUUCUCCCACAUGGUCCUAGUGGGAGAAUUACGGAUGGAGACCAAUCUCCAGUGUAACAGGUGGCCCUGUGGUCUGAUCAUCAGCUCUUUGCGUGCUGUACAAGAGUGCGGAGGAUGGGUGUGUACCCAGAAAAGUUUGCUGAGAGCACUUUAAACCUAAAGAAUCACAGUGGGCCCAUUUUCAUUUUUGAAAAUCACCGAUGGUAUCUCUCCUCAGACCCAACCGUAUUUUAUUUACACAAAAUACUUGCAGGUAAGGUAAAGCAAUUAUGACACAUGUACAACCCUGGAGAUUUUCCCGUCUGUUCAGAGACAUUGAAGUAUAGCCACAGCCAACUUCCUUCUGAGUCCUUGGGUAGCUUUAUAAGAAGUUCACUUUUCUAGGGAAGUGGGGAUCUGUGGUUCUUGAUCUAUCCCAGUAUGGCAAAGACUCUGGAGACAGAUGCUGGGUUGAAAUCCUGGCUCACUGUAACAGUGUUUUGAGGAUUAAAUGAGUUAAUGCAUGUAUAUUUAGAACAAUGUCAGGCACCUAGUGACUGUUCAGUAAAUAGCUGCCAUGAUUAGUAUUAUUAUAUGAGAUACUUUAUGUUUUGAAAUUAGAGAAUAAAUGCUGUUACAUAAUACUUUAUUAUAACAAUGACAAAGGUGAUUCUAAUCCUAAUUUAGAGGGUGGAUGACACUAAAAUAUCUGGAUGAGGCUGGAUUUGGUAAUGUAAUUUACAGUUGAAUAUCUUGCAGAAAUGCCAUAUUGGGUGCCUCAUGAAAACGUCUGGAUAUUUUUCUUGUAACUGUGAUCUGGGGACGACAGGUCCUUCACCAUAGGAAGUCAGGCUGGUGGCCUCUGGCUGCCAUCUUCUUGUUUCUCUCCAUGUCAUGGGGAAGGGUGGUCAGUCUCUGCUGAUGACUGAGGUGCCCUGAGCCAAGAUCACAUGGGCUCUGAGAGCUGAUGUGGCAGCUCUGUGGGCUCAAUAGGCUUUUGUCCAAAUGGAGGAGUGAAUUAAGGAUAGAAAAGGCAGAAGAUCAUGCCUCUGCCUGUCAUUUUCUGCACAUCCUGACAGCCCAGCAUAUUACAAGCAAUAGCUAUUCAGGUGCAAGUGUUACUACUGUAACCACAGCACAAAAAUCAGCUGUUAAAAACCCUGAGAUUUGCAAAUCAUUAAAGAUAACUGUGAACUCACCGUGGGCUGAGGUGCUUUUAAAAUCGCAAAUUGGAGCUGUGCUGUAAAGCAACAUUAAGAGAUUGUGCAGGAGCAUCAUUUUACCCUGGGACUUUCAGGGUUUCAGAAAGGAGUCAUGUUGCUAAACCAGUCAUUGACUCCCAGCUGGGCUGGCAAGGAGCUAGCUGGUGAGGUUUCUCUGUUGACAGAGAGACACAUGGUAAAGGGGCCUCACCGCUCAUUGUUUUCUGAUCAUGCUUCUCAGUGACUGCUUUUAUAGCCAGGUUUUUAUUUGUGCUUACCUAUGAAGAAAUUGCUCAGAGCAAAUGUUUAUUGCUGUGAUAAGCCGAAGGGAUGGAGGUGGUCAUGCGAGGAAGAGAUGGAAGCAGCUUUCCUUGUCCUGGGCUGUUAUUUUGCUAUAAAAAUUUAUCCACAGCUGAUAAUUAUAGUUUGAUUUCCUGACUUGCUUAGUCAGAUUCUGAAGUUUGAUCUAGACCACUAUGCCCGUUGGCAAAUACUAUAUACUAUAUACCAUAUAAAGAAUUUUGAGCUGUAUGGCAUUUCAGAGCCUGGAUAAUUUGAGGAAAGAUAUUUUCUCCCUUAAACAUAAUUAUAUGGAGAUCUAGCUGGAAUACGAGCAAAGGAAGGGCAUUUAAAAAUAUUAAAAUGGUAAAAUGGUUUAAAAAUAUAUUUCAGCAUUUUCUUUGUAGUAGAUGGGAAAUAUUUUUAUGGCAUUAUCCAUUUUUAGCUUCUAAUUCAAUGCUGUUUUAGUGUACCAUUUCUCAUAUCUAUUAUUUAAAAGUUCCAUUAGGAUUUUGAGACCCAUUAGAAUUUUAUAACAAUAUGAAAUGUGAUAUCAACAGGGUAUCAUUUUUCUUUUUUAUAAUUAAAGAUCAAUUUUUUUCCUGAUUUUAAAGUACCUGAUUAAAAAUACAGAUAGAAAAUCAGAAAAUACAGUUAAGUAACAAGAAAAAGGACAUCAAUAAUCCCACCAUCUAUCGAUAACUCUUGUUUUCUUGGACUAAAGCUCAUCUCAUUUGCAUGGUUGGCUGUUCCCCUGUUUGGCUGCCCACCAUUUGUUCUGACUGGUUGGUGUUUAUAAUUCCCAAUUGUUAACUUUUGAAGAUCACCUCUGAAAUACUACUGUUUUAUAAUUUUGAGUAUAUCUUUCUAGACAUUUGAAAUAAGUAUACAUAGAUAUAAUUUGUUUUUAAAAGUCAAAGAUAUAAUUGAGAUACUUUACCUAUAAUAAAAGCACUUAUUUUAAGUGUAGAGUUUGGUAAGUUUUAACAAAUGUGUAUUCUCAAGUACCACUGCCACAAUCACCAUCCCUCAACAAUGCCCUUAUGCCCCUUGGCUGUGAAUAUUCACAGUCCCAUCUAGUCUAAGCAACAAUAGAUCUAUUUUUUUCAUCGUUAUGUCUUUCUUAUAGUUUGAUACAGCUGGAAUCAUACACUAUCACUCUUUUGUGCCUGGCUUUUUUUACAUGUAAUAUGAUGGUUUUUGAGAUUUAUUCAUGUUGUCAUGUAUAUCAGUAGUUCAUUCAUUUUUAUUGCUAAGUAAUAUUGCAUUAUAACAUAACACGAUUGGUCUAUUGAUUUACCUGUUGGAAAUUCAGGUUAUUUCCAGUAUUUAACUAUAAUGAACAAAGUUGCUAUAAACAUUCAUGUACAAGUCUUUAUGUGGAUAAAUAUAAUUUCUCUUGAGUAAAUAUUGGGGAGUGGAAUUUGCUGGGGUAAAUGGUAGUGUGCAUUUAACUUGAUAAGAAACUGCCAACCUGUUUUCCUAACUGAUUGGACCAUUUUACAUUUCUGCUUUGAUGAGUGUGAACUCCAAAUAUCCCAAUCCUUGUCAGUAUUCAGUGUCAUCAGUAUUUUUUUAAACCAUUCUAUUAGAUACAUAGUGACACCUCAUCAUGGUUUAAACUUGUUUUUCCUGAUGACUAAUAAUGUUAGGCACUUUUUUUCAUGUGCUUUUUCAUCAUUUCUAUGUUGAAGUGUCUUCAAAUCUUUUGCCCGUUUUUAAAAUCUUCUUAUUAGGUUGUAAAAGUUCUUUGUAUAUUUUGGGUACAAAACACCAUCCAUCAGACAUAUCUGUUGCAAAUAUUUUCGCUUUGUGUGCAGGUAUUCUGAAGAGCAGACGUUUUUCAUUUUAAUAAGGUCUGAUUUAUCCUUCUUUGCUUAAGUGGUUUGUGCUUUUCUUGUCCAAGAAAUUUGUGCCUACUCCAAAGCAGUAAUGCUUUUUUUAAACCUGUGUUUUUCUUUAGCAGUUUUAGCUCUAUGUUUAUAUUUAUGACCCAUGUAGAGUUAACUUUUGUAUGGUGUGAGGUUAGAGUAGAGGUUCAGUUUUGUUGCACAUGGAUAACCAGUUCAGCAACGUUUCCUGGAAAGACUCUCAUUUUCCCAUUAAAUUGCCUUGGCACGUUUGUAGAAAAUCAGUUGGUUCUAUUUGAUAGUUCUAUCUAUGAAUUCUCUAUUCUGUUUUGUAGUUCCAUAUCUAUCUAUCUUGAUAACAGUGGCUUUAUAGUACAUCUUGAAAUUGGAUGGUAUAAGAUCUUCAACUUCUUCCUCUUUAGAAUUAUUAUUCUCGGUCCUUUGCAUAUCUGUCUGCAGUUUAGAAUACACUUCAUCAAUUUCUACCAAAAAGCCUGCUGGGAGUUUGGUUGGGAUUGCAUUGAAUCUGUAGGUCAAUUUGGAGAGGAUCACUUUAACAAUAUCGAGGCUUUCAACCCACAAACAUGGUGCAUGUCCUAGAUUACUUAGAUAUUUAAAAAUAUCUCUCAGAAACCUUUUGUAGUUUUCAGUGUGCAGGUAUUGUACAUAUUUUGUUGAAUU
Molecule: messenger RNA, 8071 nt
Organism: Manis javanica (Malayan pangolin)
Lineage: Eukaryota; Metazoa; Chordata; Mammalia; Pholidota; Manidae
Source: RefSeq, a predicted model, not a curated record